CAUUAUUCACACAUCUCAUAAGCAAAAUAAAAGCUAGCAAGAGUCGUAUGGCAGCGUCUAGAUUAUUAUUAUCGGAGCUUUCCAUCUUUGUGCUGAUCACCGCCGCCGCGGCAACCACCGCCCAUAACUACUACGAUAUGGCCUCGGCGCAAUGCCGCGAGGGGAACGGGCCGGGUGACCAGUUGGCAGUGGCAGUGCAGAUAAAGAAAUCCCUCAUUUAUGAUUUGAUCGAGAAGUUGCCGUAUAGAAGCGAGCCGUACUACUGCAACGAGCUGACGCGGGACGGGCUGAAGAUGAACGGUUUCGCGGAGUGCCCCGCUCGGGACCGCAACGGAGACGCCAGCAGGAGAGCGUGCACCGACUGCUUGGUUCUGGUGGGUGAUGUACUGAUCGACGGCUGUGGAAAAACCGGCGCCGGCUACGCCCAUGAUCUUGACUCGGUUUGCUCUUUUAGCGUUGGAUACUCCUUGGGUGUUUGCCCCCAUGGGACUUACUAGCUAGUCGGCUUCGUCGCGCCCCGUUCGAUAUGUGGUUUGAGGUAAUAGGUUAGUAUAUCCAACGUUUAGCAAGCUAAGUAUACGUCAGCUCUUAAGAAGAAGCUCUGCAGAAAUGAAGAACAAGUGCAGAGUUAAAGAAAGAAGAAACCUCACCCAGAAACGUUUCGUUUCCUGGGUUGCCUACACUCAACGUGAACGAAGAGGCAAAGCGGCGUCGUAGUGGAGCUUCUAAGUUUUUACCGUUGGGUGGACUUUACCGUAGCGAACGAGGGAUGGACACGUGCUGUUUUACCAUUAUGUGUUUUUGAAUUUUAGUUUUUACUGUAUCGUGAAGAACACAGUUCUGGUUAUUUUUGUAUAAAUAGAAAACGCAGGAGAUCCCUUGCUCCUUGCGCAUUUCCCCAUUCUUGUGUCGUCGUCUUCUUCCGCUUACCCUAGCUUCAGCUAGUUUGAUAGCUCUCGCCCCCUAGCUCGUUUUUAUUUGUGAGGAGAAGAGAAUGUCUUGUGUCCAAGUGAUGAUUUACUUGGCUUUCUCGAGAGAUGAUGCAUGGUUACUAAUGGCAAGUGAAUUUCUUGAUUUCAAGCAGGAUGAAGAUGUUAUGUGAUAUCAUGACAUGCAUUAGACAUCCAUUUAUUGAUUUUGGGUUUGGAAUUUUUUUUUUUUUAUGAGCAUUACAUUUUGAUAGUAAAUUUAUUUUUGUUUGGAUUGAAGUCACCUCUUCGCGUCACUGUAAGAGAAACUGUUCUUUGGCAACCUGAAGGGUUGGUCACUAAACACGACAUUGGUCACGAAUACAAUUAGCGACUGGACAAAUUUGGUGGCAAAUAACGAAUUCAUAGGGGGAGCCAAAAUUAUGGUCGGUCUCUAAUCAAGGGGGAAUUGGCUUUUCAAUAGUUUGGUUGCUCAUUGCCGGUGUGAUGAGUGUCAAAACCAGUUGUUGGCAAAUUAACCAGUGUUUAUUGGCUCCACCAAGCUUGAACAUGUUGUAUAGCAGGUAGGGUUAGGAUUUCAUACCAAACUGUAUGAAAAAAAAUCGUGGUUUAGAUCAGACUACACGGUUUGAUCCCAACCCGUGAGACCAGAAUCACGAUCUAGUCUGACCUGCGGUUCAUGGAGUUCCAAUAUGUCUGCACCAUUUUACUAUAGGUUGCUGAAGGGUCGAGUUAUCACGUACGAUUUUUCAAAUCGUUGCUGAAGGGUUAAGUAUCACCAACUAUUUUAAAAUGGGUUGAUUAAGUAUUAAUUAAUUGUCGACGAUAUAAUUAAUGGUCAAAAUUUGG
Molecule: messenger RNA, 1778 nt
Organism: Linum trigynum
Lineage: Eukaryota; Viridiplantae; Streptophyta; Magnoliopsida; Malpighiales; Linaceae
Source: the annotation of a GenBank genome assembly